Marmota monax (woodchuck) is the source of this 1685-nucleotide messenger RNA. RefSeq names its product potassium calcium-activated channel subfamily M regulatory beta subunit 1 (gene Kcnmb1). Bases 203 to 778 code for a protein of 191 amino acids. Gene Ontology annotation, molecular function: potassium channel regulator activity; calcium-activated potassium channel activity. Lineage: Eukaryota; Metazoa; Chordata; Mammalia; Rodentia; Sciuridae. Gene Ontology annotation, cellular component: voltage-gated potassium channel complex; membrane. Gene Ontology annotation, biological process: detection of calcium ion; potassium ion transport. The record is from RefSeq and is a predicted model, not a curated record. The transcript has 4 exons.
GUUAACCCUGAGAGUCAGCCAGGGAUCAGAACCCAGACAUCCUGGGAGCCACUGUGGAGCCUCCACAUGCUGUGUGAUCUCGGGCAAAUCGCUUUCCCUCUCUUCCCUUGCAGGAUGAGAGGGUGACACUCACCUCUCAGAGCUGGAUGGGAGCUUCCAGAGGGUGGAAAGGAGUGAGAAAUGACAGCUGGCCCCGGUGGACAUGGUGAAGAAGCUGGUGAUGGCUCAGAAGCGGGGAGAGACCCGAGCCCUGUGCCUGGGUGUGGCCAUGGUGGUGUGUGCGGUGAUCACCUACUACAUCCUCUGCACCACCAUGCUGCCCCUCUACCAGAGGAGCGUGUGGACCCAGGAGUCCACCUGCCACCUGAUUGAGACUGACAUCAGGCACCAGGAGGAGCUGGAGGGCAGGAAGGUGUCCCCGUACCCGUGCCUGUGGGUCAACGUCUCGGCUGUGGGCAAGUGGGCCGUGCUGUACCACACGGAGGACACUCGGAGCCAGAACCAGCAGUGCUCCUACAUCCCGGACAGCCUGGACAACUACCAGAUGGCCCGCGCCGACGUGGAGAAGGUCAGGGCCAAUUUCCACAAGCACCAGGUUUUCUACUGCUUCUCCACGACCCAGGAGAACGAGACGAGUGUCCUGUACCAGCGUCUCUACGGGCCACAGACCCUCCUCUUCUCCCUCUUCUGGCCCACCUUCCUGCUGACCGGUGGCCUCCUUGUGAUUGCCAUGGUGAAGCUUAACCGGUCCCUCUCCAUCCUGGCAGCCCAGAGGUAGACGGGCCUAUGCCACAUGGCCACGCAGGCCACAGGAUACGGGGCAGCCCCCCUGGGCUCACCCUUUUGCACAACAUCCCUCCUGCCCUCCCUCCCCCCCCAGCCCCUCCGUCUUCCAUGCCGAGGGACCUGGGGACAUUCCUCUGUUAAGCCACCUCUCAAGAAUGUGCCAUGCCCCCUUGGUGCCCUGAGGACCCGAGGCCAGCCAGCUCUCCAUUCCUCAGGGGCCCAUACCUGUCUCCUGCUGUGUCACUGUUAACCAAGUGACAGGAUGGUCCUUUCUGUGCCCAAGCUCUCCUGGUUGGCUCAGAGGCCUGCCUGUCUCCCCCCAGGAAGUGCCCAGCAAACCUCGGGGAAAAAAAAGCAGCCCCCAAAUACAGAGCGCGGUUAGUAGGUGGCUUCUUGUCUUCUAGGAGACAAGCCUUAUAUGCAUCUUUUUAUUCCAAUACUUAAAAAUACUGUUGUGCCUUGAUACGCAUGUGGGGUCAGCCCCAAGACCCUCUUCAGAUGCCAAAGUCUGCGAUGCCCAGGUCCCUUGCAGAAAGCCUUGUCGUGUCAAGGAAGCCCCUGUGCCCUUCCCCAGGGGCUAGACCAUCCCCGAUGACUCACGGUACCUGGGACGCAGAGAGGCCCUGUGAACAGCUGGGAGACUGCAGCGUUUAGGGAAUGGCGACAAGAAAACAGUCCGUGUGCAGUAGAGAUGCAAUUUUUUUCUCAAAACAGCUUCAAUCUGCAGUUGAUGGAGUCCACUGGGGCGGAACCUCCACCCGAGGGCGGAUUCACACAGAACAAGAGGCGACAGGAAAUAAAACAAAGGCGACUAUCAGCAGGGCAUGGUGGUGGGUCCAUCUCCUGCCUGUUCCCCUUUUUGUCUGAGGGGCUUUUCUCAAGUGUGGACAGUACUAAGA